AUGAAGUCUGUGUCGCUCCUCGCCACCGUGGCGUUGGCUUCGUUGUCGAGUGCACAUCCUGGACCUGCUAUGCCAAAAUUGAUGGGUGGUAGAGAGUUCCUUCAAACAAUCAAAGGUCGCAAUGCCAUGCCAGCUCCAAUCGCAAAUCUAGUGCAUGUGGAAGAAAGAACACCUGAGGUAGGGCCAAGGGCGGAAGAUCCAAAUACUUGCGGUCCCGGGGUUGGUAGCUGUGUGAAUGCAUGCUGCUCCCCAGAAGGAUACUGCGGUACCACGGAAGAAUAUUGUGCAGCUCCAGAUUGCCAGUUCGAAUAUGGACCUCUUUGUGACACACUCCAAGCUCCAUCUGGUGCUUCGACAGCAAAUAUUGCACGCCCACACAUUGGCGAUGUUCCAUAUGGAGGAGCUGGCGUUUACGAUUGUCAAGUUGCUGGAGACAUUGCAUUCACUUUUGAUGACGGACCGUAUCUUUACACUAAUGAUCUGCUUGACAAACUCGCAGCCUAUGGAGCUAAAGCUACCUUCAUGAUUACCGGUAACAACCUUGGGAAAGGUGCAAUCGAUACCACCCCAGAGUAUGUUACCGUUAUCAAGCGUAUGAUUGCCGAAGGUCAUCAAGUCGCAUCUCACACCUGGGGUCACCAAAAUUUGACAUCCCUUGACCCAACAACGUUCAAAAACCAAAUGUACUACAAUGAGAUGGCCUUCAGAAACAUCCUCGGGUAUUUCCCAACUUAUAUGAGACCACCUUAUUCUGAGUGUAACGACACUUGUGGUGACCUUAUGGCAGACUUGGGCUACCAUGUAACUUAUUUUGAUUUGGAUACCGAGGGAUAUCUGAAUGAUGCUGCAAAUCUCAUUCAAAAGUCCAAGAACAUUUGGGAUGCCGCCAUUGCUACCGCCAAUCCUGCGACAGAUAAUUACCUGGAAAUCGAGCACGAUAUCCAUUAUCAAACUGUCUAUAACCUUACUGAUUACAUCCUUGCUUCCAUGUACUCUCAUGGAUUUAAAUCGGUUACCGUGGGAAAUUGUCUCGGCGACCCGUCUGAGAACUGGUACAGAAGUGGUGACCCUAACGCCGCUGUCCCUACACCAAGUCAACAAGUUUCCGAUGACGGUUCUUGCAAUGCAGAUAUCACAUGUCUUGGUUCCAUCUAUGGAAAUUGCUGUUCCAUUAAUGGAUUUUGUGGAUCUACUGACGCUUAUUGCGGUACCGGUUGUCAACCUGGCAGUGGAACUUGCUCUGGAUCAUCUACAACUUCAACCAGCACUGCUAAAGCUUCAACCAGCACUGCUAAAGCUUCAACCAGCACUGCUAAAGCUUCAACCAGCACUACCAAAACCUCAACCUCGGCACAAUCAACUAGCACCCAAAAGGUUUCUACUGAUGGGAGCUGCUCUAGCUCCAUAACUUGUAUUGGUUCCAGCUAUGGUGACUGCUGCUCAGAACAUGGAUACUGUGGAAGUACUAUUGGUUACUGCGGUACUGGCUGCCAACCCAUUGCAGGAACCUGCUCAGCAUCCACUACCUCCACCAAAAAAAUCACAUCCACAACUACCACAUCCACGGCCGUUGCCACUUCUACUCUGAAAGGAAGCAGUUAUGGAAAUUGUUGUAGUACGCAUGGAUAUUGUGGAAGUACCACUGCUUAUUGUGGUACGGGAUGUCAAAAGGGUUUUGGUACUUGUACAUAG
This is a messenger RNA of Sclerotinia sclerotiorum 1980 UF-70, 1692 nucleotides long. RefSeq lists its product as hypothetical. The record is from RefSeq and is a predicted model, not a curated record. NCBI's taxonomy places the organism in Eukaryota, Fungi, Ascomycota, Leotiomycetes, Helotiales, Sclerotiniaceae. The transcript has 5 exons. Gene Ontology annotation, biological process: carbohydrate metabolic process. Gene Ontology annotation, molecular function: chitin binding; hydrolase activity, acting on carbon-nitrogen (but not peptide) bonds. Bases 1 to 1692 code for a protein of 563 amino acids.